Molecule: messenger RNA, 1533 nt
Organism: Ipomoea nil (Japanese morning glory)
Lineage: Eukaryota; Viridiplantae; Streptophyta; Magnoliopsida; Solanales; Convolvulaceae
Product: ATP-dependent DNA helicase pif1-like
Exons: 2
Coding region: 1-1533 (510 amino acids)
Biological process (GO): DNA repair; telomere maintenance
Molecular function (GO): DNA helicase activity
Source: RefSeq, a predicted model, not a curated record
AUGCUUUCUGCUAUGGGAAAGAGUUUGAAAGACUUUCAGUCGAUGCCAUUACCGGAUUUAGAGAAUCAUGCUAGAACCACCAAUCGGUUGAUACAAGAGGAAUUAGCAUAUGAUAUUAAUGUCAUGAGGGAAGAGAAUGAUAAGUUGGUGCAACAACUCACCGAAGAGCAAAGAGCUAUAUAUGACAAUGUAUUGCAAGAUGCUGAGAAUAAUCUGGGAGGCCUAUUUUUUGUUUAUGGAUACGGUGGAACGAGAAAAACAUUCUUAUGGAGAGCAUUGUCUUCUACUUUAAGGUUAAAGGGUGAGAUAGUCUUAAAUGUGGCAUCAAGUUGCAUAGCAUCUCUUCUACUACCAGGAGGAAGAACUGCACAUUCAAGAUUUGCAAUGCCAAUAGCUGUUAAUGAAGAUUCAACUUGCAAUAUCAGCCAAAGUAGUCAUUUGGCACAGUGUAUCAUGCAAAGUAAGUUGAUCAUUUGGGAUGAGGCACCAAUGAUGCAUAAAUUUUUCUUUGAAGCUUUGGACCGUUCUAUGAGAGACAUCAUGCGUGCCAAAAAUCCAAAAAGCUUGGAUAUAACUUUUGGUGGGAAAACCGUGGUGUUAGGUGGAGAUUUCAGACAGAUUCUACCAGUCAUUCCAAAGGGCAUGAGGCAAGAUAUUGUGAGAGCAAAUACUGAAGUUAAAGAGAUUGAAGAAUUUGCAAAGUGGAUUGCUAAUAUAGGUGAUGGAACAAUUGGUGAUUCUUUGCAUGGAGAAUGUGAGAUAAAUAUUCCUGAAGAAUUUGUGCUAACUUGUGUUGAGGAUCCAAUUUCUACAAUUGUUGAUAGCAUAUUCCCUAUGUUCCGCAGUGGUCACAGUGAUAUUCAAUAUCUAAAAGAUCGUGCUAUUUUGGCACCAAGUUUGGAUAUUGUGGAUGCAGUAAAUGAAUACAUGAAUGACUAUAAUAAUGCCGAAGGAAGGACGUAUCUCAGUUGGGAUUCGGUUUGUAAAUCUGAUUCAAAUGUUGACAUGCUUGCUGAUCUACACACUCCGGAAUUUUUAAAUGGAUUAAGGUGUUCAGGUGUUCCAAAUCACUCAUUGACUCUAAAAGUUGGCUCACGAGUUAUGCUUUUGAGGAAUGUUGAUCACUCAUUGGGGUUGUGCAAUGGUACAAGAAUGAUCAUUUCAAAGUUGGCAGAUCAUGUUUUAGAAGCUCAAAUACUAUGCGGGGCAAGUGCGGGAACAAAGGUCUUAAUUCCAAAGAUGUCCUUAACACCGUCUAAUCCAAGAUUGCCUUUUAAGUUUCAAAGGAAGCAAUUUCCACUGAUGUUGUCAUAUGCAAUGACAAUAAAUAAAAGCCAGGGGCAGACACUAUCCAACGUGGGUUUGUUUUUGAAGAGACCGGUUUUUAAUCAUGGUCAAAUGUAUGUAGCAGUGUCAAGAGUUAGUAAUCCUAAGGGAUUAAAAAUUCUUAUUUGGGAUGAAAAUGUAAAAUCUAAAAAUAUGACUACAAAUGUCGUAUACAAAGAGUAUUCAAUAAUGUCUAAUAAAUUUUAA